This is a messenger RNA of Neogale vison (American mink), 1701 nucleotides long. RefSeq names its product G protein-coupled receptor 152 (gene GPR152). The coding region runs from base 1 to 1701 and encodes 566 amino acids. Gene Ontology annotation, molecular function: G protein-coupled receptor activity. NCBI's taxonomy places the organism in Eukaryota, Metazoa, Chordata, Mammalia, Carnivora, Mustelidae. The record is from RefSeq and is a predicted model, not a curated record. Gene Ontology annotation, biological process: G protein-coupled receptor signaling pathway. The transcript is spliced from 3 exons. Gene Ontology annotation, cellular component: membrane.
AUGCCGGCCGCCUUAGUGCCGCCGGGCGCCAUGCAGCAGGCCCUGCUGGCGUGGGGCCCCGCGGAUGGCUGGACCCCUGGGCAGGCAGGCACGCCCCAGACCGCACCUCACAGACUAGGUGGCGUCAUCUACUUAAAGGCCCCGGCCGAGGCUAACCACCCAAAAGGCGAUGACAAUGGCUCAGAGAAGGACAGUGACGUGCCUGGAGACACACAGCACCCUUUCUCUCAUACUCAGUCCCUCAUGAUUCCAUUGAUCCAUCAGGCGGCCGCCCUGUGGACAGCACACAGGGGACCUCGGACGGACACCGCAAUGAAAGCCGACCCGGGUGCCGCCGGCCUCGGGCCCCGCACAGAGCCAGACGAUGAAGACUACUAUCCCCAGGGUGUCUGGGACACGGUCUUCCUGGUGGCCCUGCUGCUCCUGGGGCUGCCAGCCAACGGGCUCAUGGCGUGGCUGGCUGGCUCGCAGGCCCGGCAGGGAGCGGGCAGGCGGCUUGCCCUGCUCCUGCUCAGCCUGGCCCUCUCGGAUUUUCUAUUCCUGGCGGCGGCAGCCUUCCAGAUCCUGGAGAUCCAGCGGGGAGGACACUGGCCGCUGGGGACGGCGGCCUGCCGCUUCUACUACUUCCUGUGGGGUGUGUCCUACUCCUCCGGCCUCUUCCUGCUGGCGGCGCUCAGUGUGGACCGCUGCCUGCUGGCGCUGUGCCCACGCUGGUACCCGGGGCACCGCCCGGCCCGCCUGCCCCUCUGGGUCUGCGCCGGCGUCUGGGUGCUGGCCACGCUCUUCAGUGUGCCCUGGCUGGUCUUCCCGGAGGCCGCCGACUGGUGGUACGACCUAGUCAUCUGCCUAGAUUUUUGGGACAGCGAGGAGCUGCCCCUGCGGAUGCUCGAGAUCCUGGGGGGCUUCCUGCCUUUCCUCCUGCUGCUCGUCUGCCACGUGCUCACCCAGGCCGCCACCGCCUGCAAGACCUGCUGCCGCCGGCCGAGGCCCGCAGCCUCCCGUGGCUUUGCCCGCGUGGCCCAGACCAUCCUGUCUGCCUACGUGGUCUUGCGGCUGCCCUACCACCUGGCGCAGCUGCUGUACCUGGCCUUCCUGUGGGACGUCUACCCCGGCUACCUGCUCUGGGAGGCCCUGGUCUACUCCGACUACCUGACCCUGCUCAACAGCUGCCUCAGUCCCUUCCUCUGCCUCCUGGCCAGUGCCGACCUGCGCGCCCUGCUGCGCGCCGUGCUCUCCUCCUUCGCGGCGGCUCUCUGUGAAGAAUGGCCCGGCAGCUUCACGCCGGCCGAGCCACAGACCCAAGUGGAUUCUGGGGGCCACACUUCGCCAGGGCCCAUGGCCCAGCCACAGUUGGAUUCUGUGGCCCCUCCACAGUUGGAUUCUGUGGCACCCCCACGGGUGGACCCCACAGCCCAGCCACAGUUGGAUUCUGUGGCACCCCCAGGGGCGGACCCCACAGCCCAGCCACAGUUGGAUUCUGUGGCCCCUCCACAGUUGGAUUCCGUGGCUCCUCCACAACUGGAUUCUGUGGCCCAGACCCCCGGACCCCCUUCUGGUUCAGCCCCCAGGCCCCGUGAUGAAGCUUCCUCUGCUCCCUCCACAGAUCCCACCCCAGAAGCCCCCGAGAAUCCAGCUGUGCCUGCUGCCUGUGAGGGAGAAAGCCCCAGCAGUGUCCCCCCAGAGGAGACAGGCCCCACAUGA